Cygnus olor (mute swan) is the source of this 4427-nucleotide messenger RNA. RefSeq names its product DMRT like family B with proline rich C-terminal 1 (gene DMRTB1). Gene Ontology annotation, cellular component: nucleus. NCBI's taxonomy places the organism in Eukaryota, Metazoa, Chordata, Aves, Anseriformes, Anatidae. Gene Ontology annotation, biological process: regulation of transcription by RNA polymerase II; sex differentiation; germ cell development. Gene Ontology annotation, molecular function: DNA-binding transcription factor activity, RNA polymerase II-specific; RNA polymerase II cis-regulatory region sequence-specific DNA binding. The record is from RefSeq and is a predicted model, not a curated record. Bases 707 to 1591 code for a protein of 294 amino acids. The transcript is spliced from 4 exons.
UUCCAGAAAUGAAGGAAUUCUGAGAAAAGGAGACAGAUCUUUCAAAUGGCAUGUGCUUUCCGCCUUCAUCUCAGUACCUUGUUUUGAAAAACAGAAUGACGAAACAGUUUUUUUUUCUGCUGAAGCAGUCACUCUCCUCCUGAUCAUGAGAAGUAUACUGCAAAUUAGAAACAAAAUGGAACUGAAAUUCUGUGCACAUUAAAAGCAAAUGCAUGAGAGGUACGAAAGUGAGUGGGGACAUUAAAGUGCCAAAAGGGAAAACUGUCACUUAAGGGUGUAAGGGAUGGUGCAUUUCUCUCCCAUGCACACCCCUGCAAGUCCCAAACUCCCCAUCUCCACGUGCACCAGCACAGGGAAAUUUAGUAAAGCGUGCUCCACUUAUCCCCAUGCUCCUGCAGGUGCAGCCCCCUCCCUGUGUCAUUUUCCAACCCCCAUGGCUGAGGUCUGCCUCCAGCCCUGCUGGGGGGCUGCAGGGGGAGGCGGGCAGCUACAGCUGAGCCUGGCCCAGGGAGGGGAGGCCUGCAGGACAUGACAGCCCUUAUGCCCAGUCUCCACACAGCAGAGCAUUCCCCACCCCUGCAGUGGGCUCUCCUGCCCCGCCUGUCCCAGUUGCUACAUGCUGGGGUGGAGGUGGCCAUGCGCUAUAUAUAGGGGCCCUGUGGGGAUCUGCUGGUGUGUGCUGGGCUGGUGAGGUGGAGUGCUGGUAAUGGAGGCCGGGGAGGCCACGGUGGCGAAGGCGGCGGUGCGGACCCCAAAGUGCUCCCGCUGCCGUAACCACGGCUUCGUGGUGCCAGUGAAGGGCCACGCCGGGCAGUGCCGCUGGAAGCUGUGCCUCUGCGACAAGUGCUCCCUCAUCACCGAGCGCCAGAAGAUCAUGGCCGCCCAGAAGGCCCUGAGGCAGCAGGUGCCCGACUGUCCGAGCAGGGCGGCCGUGGGCCCUGUUCCCCCGGGGGAAGGCCCCAGGGUGGCUGCAGGAGCGGCCAUUGCCCCAGAGCAGAGCAGCCAUGAGGGGACAAAGGACGGCCAGCCCAUCGGUGGCAGUGACAAAGGCAUGGCACGCAGGGGGCUGCCACCACCUCCUGGUGGCCCUCCCUUCUGGGACUACGCUCACCCUGCUUUUCCACCAGAAUAUAUGGUCAACUCAGAAUACAUGGAGAGAGACCCUCCAAAAGUGUACCCUGGCUGUUCUGGGGUGUAUCCUUACCACCCAUUUCCAAUGGGAUUCGCCAUCAAUCAGCCAAGCUGUAGGGGAACGCCAUCACCUCCAGGGAUAUCACUUCAGAAAGGUUUCCGACACAUUCCUAGCAACUAUGGGCCGGGGAAUGCAGCUUCUGUGUCAAUUCCAGAUGGGGGUGGAGAUUUGCAUCAAGGAUACUACACUCCUCUACCUCAGUUCAUCCCACCAAGUUUUCUGCCAGGGGUUCAUUACAUUCCACCUCCUCUUUCGCUGAACGUGUUGGCUGAAACAACCAAGGAAGCACACGCUACUGCAGCUGACAGCCAGGAUUCAGGGGUGGUUUGUGAAUCUAGCCAGACAUCUUCGUCCCCAGAAGAAGCAAGUGGAGAUCAAUCUGUAUAUUCUAAACAGUAAAUGGCUUGGAGAAAAGCUGAGUGGCAGGCAGCAUUAUUUUCAUUAUUGAGGAGAGUGUUAGUUGAUACGAGGCUAGACUGGCACUCAGUUACUGAGCAGCCACAACAGCUAAAAGAAGGGGAUUAGUCCCCUGCUCACUUUAUGAUCGUGUUAGAGCUACCAGCCUCACAGCUCUGCUCCCUAGGAGCUUCUCAUUCCUCUGCUGUAAAGUUUGUUCAUAAAAAAGGUUUUCCAAAGCCAAGGUAAAUCCCAUCCUCCCUAAGCAGGUGGAAGCAGGAAGGAUUAUGACUUUGAUUUCUGGUUCCUUUGCUGAGGUUAGAUGACUCCUUGAUUUUAGAGUGAGAUCUCCAAGCCAUGUACACUCUGUAGCCUUCUCGUGUUCAUGACGGUAAUGAAAAAUGUGUUGUUUGUAUAUCAAUUUGCUGUAAAGGAAACCUAGUUCUGAAUAUUAUGGAAGAGUUAAGUUAUGUAGAGCCUGAAGACUGAGUGAGAGAAGAUGGGAAGACAGUCUGGGUUGCUGGUUUACCUGGCUGUCUAAGAACCAGAUUCUCUGGAUUUAGCAGGCUAAGGGAGCAACAGGUGCUUGGUACGCUUGUCAAGAGGGGCAUGGGAGGAAUUUACAGAAAGGCCUGAUACAGGCUGAAAUACAGUGCUUCUGCAUUGUUUUCUGGGUGAACUGCCUUUAAGGUGCCUGCCCUUCAGUAUAGAGACUGUCUGAUUUGGAAUCGCCUCUUGUCACACAGGCUUCAGGACUCUGAGUGCCUUUGCUGGUUUAUACCUUAUUUCACUGUUGUGUAACUCAGUGCAGCUGACAAACUGCCAUUUGUUUCUGAAGGACUCAUGUAGACAGCUUUAUGCAUGUGGACUGGAGGUGCACCGUGGCAUAUUAAAGGUGUGAAGAGAUUGCCUCGGAAAGUAGGACAAAACACCAUUUAGAAUAAUAAUUAAAGCCAUACAUAUUCUAAUUUUCAAUAAUACUGUUUAAAUAAAAAUGAAAGGUGCAUUCCUCUACUGCUUUGCCUAAAGGAACUGGUUUUGUAUUAAGUAAAUCAGUUAAUGUUUGAAGAAUUUGGGGGGGGGAGAGGGGCUUUUACGUAAUUAAAAAAGAUACUUUGAAUCAUUGGUUUGGUUUUGAUGAUUUGAGGCUUACAUAUCUACACGUACUUUUUCUAGCUAAAUUUCAGAUGUUGCCUGGCGUAACAAACCUGUUGGAGUGAGAGUUAGGCUUCAGUAUUUUUCUUCUCAAAUUUUUGACUGCUACUCUAAAGGUGAGUGCAGUAAAAUAAACAUUCUUCUUUUCUGCUACUUGUACUAUUAAUCCCUUGCUUGAUGCAAGAUGUAAAAAAAAAUAUCCUAAACUGACAGUUAUUUUUUUAUGUAGUAGAUGAAUGUUUUCCAGCACACAGCCACGGUUUGGGGGGACAGUAAGUAAAAGUGGCAAGUUGAAGACUGCCAAGAGGAGAAACUGAAAAACACAUGUAUGUAUAGCAAAUAAUCUGAUGUACAACUUGUUAUAUGCUAGAUUUACAACAGGAUCUCCACUCCCAGGAGUGUCCCAAACCUCCUCUUAAAACUUCUGUGUGCUAGGGAAAAUCUGAAUCCUUCUUUAAGGUGUUUGAAUGGAGCAAAGCUCUUUUCAAAAACAGUAAUCUAUGAGUAGAAAUACCAUCAGCACCCACAAAGCAGGUUCCUCUGUGGAUGGAGUUGACUGAUUUUUUAAAAUACAGUAUAAUGAUUUAAGGAAAUGGUAAUGUACAGGAUGAACAGUUGAAUAGCCUCCUUCCCAGAUAUUUUUCCAAAGCCAUAUUCAGUGUUGUAUUACAUUCCUUAAAUCUCCAAAGCAAGAUGGAUUCCAGCCCAUUUCACUGACUGUAAAGCACAGUCAUUGCAGAAAUACUUCAUAUACAGUACUGUUUUCUCUCUAUUCUGUGCCAGUCACCACCUCCAGAUUGCUAGGCCAGACUCCUUAUUUAACUUGUCUUCCAAUUUUGAACUGUCUGUCAGUGAACCAAAACUUUGACUUUGGCUUUGAAUCAUGGUAUGACACUCCAAUAGGAUCCCUUUUACUGCAUUGCUGCACACCAGUGUUUGUCUCAGGAGGAAUGUAGCAAUUUAAAGAGCCUGAGAAAGGCAACUAAAGUGAACAAGGAGAAGGAGCAGUUGCCUUACAAGGGAACUUAAAAAGAACUAGAGACUUAUUUUGGAGAGGAGAAUGUUGACGAGGGAUAUGACUGAGUUUUACAACAUCAUAACAGCUGUGGCAAAGUAUAUGCAAAACCAUUACCAAACCUUAUUAUUUCCAUACAUGUGAGGGAAAAGAAGGUGACCUGGGACAUGGGCAAAUUAUGCCUGACCAGCCUGAUUGCUUUCUGUAAUGAAAUGAUGGGCAUCUACCCCAGUCUAAGGCAAAGACGUGAAUAGUUACAAUUGGCUUUCCUAGGGAAUCAAUAGUGGGACAAAUACAGUUUAAAAAGUAUAUCCGUUGCUUGGUUUGGUGUCUGACCAAAAGUUUCAGUUUUUUACCUUUUAAGAAAUUUGUCCCAAAGUUCUUUUGCACCUAUCUCUGUGUGGAAAAGCAAAUUACUUAAAUUGAAUAAAUUUCCCGUUAACAGGUAGGAUUAUCUUAUGUAGAUAUGACAAGUUUUCAUUCUUAAUUUUAUGCUCAGCUUGUCCUUUUUAAGCAAGGAAAAAAAUGUUCCUUUACAACUGGUAUUGUCAUACUGUGCAUUUAAGGACUUCAAAGCAAAUAAUUUUCAUUCCAAACUUAGUGCUAACCAAUGUUUCCAAUAAUUAAACUCUGUGAUCUCUUCUGACUCCAUUUAUUUAAAUAAAUGUG